Messenger RNA from Diospyros lotus (date-plum), 3107 nucleotides. RefSeq names its product EIN3-binding F-box protein 1. The transcript is spliced from 2 exons. Lineage: Eukaryota; Viridiplantae; Streptophyta; Magnoliopsida; Ericales; Ebenaceae. Gene Ontology annotation, cellular component: SCF ubiquitin ligase complex. Gene Ontology annotation, molecular function: protein binding. Gene Ontology annotation, biological process: SCF-dependent proteasomal ubiquitin-dependent protein catabolic process. The coding region runs from base 307 to 2325 and encodes 672 amino acids. The record is from RefSeq and is a predicted model, not a curated record.
UCUUUCCUUUCCCAAUAUAUAAUUCACAUCCCACAAAUCUUAUUCACAUUCAUCGGAACGAACCCCACUCCUCUCUCUCUCUCUCUCUUUCUUCCCCUCUUCUCUUCUCUCUCUUUUUGCCCUAUCUACUAGGGUUCCGGAUGAUCGCUUCUCCGCUGCGCCUCUAAUGCGUUCAUCGUUCGACGCUCUACUAGCUGCUUGCACCGUCGUCUUGUUCGUGGAUCUGCUCCUUUUUGCUCUCGAUCGAGGGUUUUCGGGGCUCGAACGGCUAGGUUUCGUCCUACCUAGGGUUUUCCGUCCGCAAUCAUGCAGCAACUCGUCGGUUACAGUGGAGAGGGUAAUUUUUUCCCUGGGGCGUCAAUUUACCCAAAUCGUAAGGAAUCAAAUGCUUUUUUGUCCCGUGAUCGUCAUGUGGAUGUCUUUUUUCCUAGCAAGAGGUCUCGCAUCAGUGCACCGAUUGUGUUCAGUGAAGAAAAUUUUGAGGAGAAGCAGCCUGUCUCCAUUGAUGUGCUUCCUGAUGAAUGCCUCUUUGAGGUCUUCAGACGGCUCCCUGGAGGUGAAGAGAGAAGCACCUGUGCUUGUGUUUCCAAGCGCUGGCUUAUGCUUUUGAGCAGCAUAUGUAAUGAUGAGAUUUGCAGCAAGAAAGCCACUCAAUCCUUGAAGACUGAUGCAAAAACAAAUUCCAGUGAUAAAGAUGAGCCACUGGCAAGUGUAAAAAGUGAUGAUGGUGCUGGUUCUGAUGGUGAUAUAGUUGAAGGUGAAGGAGAAGAUCAAGAGAUAGAGAAUUGUGGAUACCUUUCCAGAUGUCUGGAGGGGAAGAAAGCUACAGAUGUAGGACUUGCAGCUAUGGCUAUUGGAACUGGUUCCUGUGGCGGGUUGGGCAAGCUUUCUGUUCGAGGAACCAGUUCUGCAUGUGGAUUAACUGACCUUGGUCUCAGGGCAAUUGCGCGUUGCUGCCCUUCACUAAGGGUUCUUUCUCUGUGGAAUGUAUCAUCCAUUGGUGAUGAAGGCUUAUGUGAGAUUGCUAAAGGCUGUCAUCUCUUAGAGAAGCUUGAUCUUUGCCACUGCCCAGGAAUUUCAGACAAGGCUUUACUGGCAGUUGCAAAGAAUUGCCCUAAUCUGACCACUCUAACAAUUGAGUCUUGUUCCAAAAUUGGGAAUGGAAGCCUGCAAGCUGUUGGUAGUUGCUGCCGCAAUUUGAAGACUAUUUCAAUAAAAAACUGCCCGCUUGUUGGAGAUCAAGGAAUUGCUGGUCUCUUGUCAUCAGCUGGUCCAUGGCUGACAAAUUUGAAGCUUCAGGUUUUGAACAUCAGUGAUAUGUCUCUUGCCGUUAUUGGACAUUAUGGCAAGGCAAUUACUGAUCUAGUCUUUAAUGGCCUCCAAAAUGUGACUGAGAGGGGCUUCUGGGUUAUGGGUAAUGCUCAGGGUUUGCAGAAGUUGAGGUCCCUUACUGUUUCCUCCUGUGGAGGAGUUACUGACUUGGGGCUUGAGGCUGUGGGUAAAUGCUGUCCAAAUCUAAAGCAGGUUUGCCUUCGUAGAUGUGCUUUCUUGUCAGACAAUGGGUUGGCAUCUUUUUCUAGAGCUGCUAUGUCUCUUGAGAGCCUGCAGUUGGAGGAAUGCCACAGGAUUACUCAGUCAGGGUUUUUUGGUGUUCUUUUGAACUGUGUUGGAAAAUUGAAGACUCUUUCUCUGGCAAACUGUUUGGGAUUUAAGGACUUUGCUUGUGGAUUUCCUCCAAUGUCAUCUUGCACAUCCCUGCGAUCCUUAUCCAUUUGUAACUGCCCUGGAUUUGGCAAUGUUAGCAUGGCAAUGUUGGGCAGGUUGUGCCCGCAACUGGAGCGGAUUCAACUGAAUGAACUUCAUGGGAUAUCAGAUGAGGGGCUUCUCCCUCUCCUUGAAGGAAACGAGGCCGGUUUAUUGAAAGUUAACCUCAGUGGCUGUAUAAAUUUGACAGACAAGGUGGUUUCUGUCAUUGCCAAAUUGCAUGGACUCACUCUUGAACAGCUGAAUCUUGAUGGAUGCAAGUAUAUUACCGAUGCCAGCUUGGUGGCGAUUGCCAAUAGUUGCCUCUUUCUAAGUGAACUUGACAUUUCUAAGUGUGCAAUUACUGAUUCUGGCAUAGCAGCCUUGGCUGGUGCAGUUCAGCUCAAUUUGCAGAUACUUUCUGUGUCAGGUUGCUCUUACAUAUCAAAGAAGAGCUUGCCUGCCUUGGCCAAUUUGGGCAGGACUCUUGUGGGGCUGAACAUCCAGCACUGCGCUGCAAUAAGCAGCAGCAUGGUUGAUGUGCUCGUGGAGAGACUCUGGCGAUGCGAUAUCCUUUCAUAAGCGCCGGGAUUGAAACAUCAAAAGCCGCAUUCUGAAUAAGGAUGGUAGAUGCAAGCAAAAGAGGUUGGACAUAAGUAGGUAAUACCAGUCUAGUUCAACUUUGUGUUUAGCAGCAAGUUUAGUUUUUGGGUCCAUCGGUAAUGGGUCUUAAUGUUGUCCAGCGACCCGGUUCCUUUUUCCGGGGGAAAUAUGGCCUAGUACUCUUAUUUUGCAGCUUACCCUAGCUGUUGGAAGAAUUUUGGCAUCCCCUGAACAACGGGAUGCUGCUUUCUUCAUGGUCAUACUUCUCCGAGAAUACCGCGUCAGGUUCUGGCUUUUUCUAGCUCUCUGGCUUUCUUUUCGUUUCUCCUUUUGUCAACCUGUUGGUCCGUCAGUGUUUUAGCAUAAUAGCCAAUGCAUCAAUUACUGUGUGGUGCAUAGGCUGUGGCUUUUAUCAAUAUAUAUAUAUAUAUAUGUAUCAUCAACUCUAGGUGUCUUCCGUGAGGUCGUGUAGGGUUGGUUGGUUACUUAGUGUGGUCUAUGGUUGCUAUUGGCAGUUCAAAGAGAGUGCGUGUGGCCUUGUGUUGUUCUCCUGGGGCUUUGGCCAUGGCGGCAGGUUCUAUUUAGUCCCUGCCGUGACAACCCUUGGGGGUUGUCUUUUUUUACCAAGGCCCUAGUUUUGCAGGCUUCACAUGCGCUCUUUUGAGCUGUUCUACUCUGCAACCUGCGUGUGUCGAGCCAUUAUGCUCUUUUAUGUAAUGUCGUUGAAUAAAAGGAUGCUUCCUUCGUUAGUAGUUUUUAUA